AUGUAUUCACCAGAACAGAUCGCUGAGGAUGCCUCUUCUUCAACUGCGGCAGAUUCAACUGAGCCAGUGCGCCGUUCAUUAACCAAAGCUGAACGAGAAGCACACAGAAGAUCUAAUGAAACACAAAUCGAUCGUGAUUUACGCCUUGCAGCCAAGAGAGGACGAGCAGCAUCAAGGAAGUCCAAUGAGACAAAAGACGAACGUACUUUGCGUCUAAAACUUGAUGCAGAAAGAGCAAGACAAAGAAGAUUGGCAGAGACCGAAGAGAAGAAAUCUGCGCGUUUGGCUGAAGUUGCAGAAAGGGCAAGAAAAAGGCGAUUGCCUGUGUCGGAGAAGAAUCGCAUGCUGGAGCCGUGUACAGGCAUAGAUAUGAUAGGUACACAGUCUACUGCAGCGUCUCCUCAGGAAUUUGAGGAUCGACUCGUUCAAAAACGUUCGCGAACCUUACAUUGUGGAGAACAACGUUGCUUAGUUUCCUGUACUUGCGGCCGAGAUGGCUACGAACAUGUGAGUGACUCUUCGAAGAUUCCACUACCAUACUCCGUCACUACGCUCUCUGAGAAUACAACACAGGUCAUGGAAGAAAGUAUCAGUGAUAUGGAUGUGCAUGCCUCCAAUUUCGCGGGUUUUCGGAAGUUCAUGAGAGAGGAACAGGACUGCGGGCACAGCUUACAUCCAUGUGGAACAUGUUCGGUACGACCAGAAGCAGAAAAUCAAGAUCCAUGUGCUACAUUCGGCAUGGUCUCAACUGUAAACAACAUAAAAGGCUUUAGAGAAUUACAUGAAAUAACAGAAAACAUGUCAUGCAAGCUGACGUUCCCAUCAUUUGAAAGGUCUUCAACAACUAUUUUAUCAACUUCUACUGGACUAUCUAAUCUACCGAAGGUUACUAGCGAUGUUCAUGGUACGAGGGCGAUGAACUCAAUCCCCGCUCAAGCUGUACGCAGACGUUUCGAGACAGAAGCGCAAAGGAGCGAACGUUUAAGGGCAGAUACAGAAAGAGCAAGAAGACGGAUAGCAUUAGAAACUGACCAGCAGAGCAUGUCGCGUCGUCAGCAAUUUGCUGCUAAUACCAGGAGGCGGCGAGCAAACUUGGCGCGAAUCAAUCAAGCUCAGGUUGCCACGAUGAACGACCCUGCUGAAAGUUCGUUUGCUUCUUCUAUCAGUCAUCUGCUUUCCGUUGUAUCAACUUACGCAGGUCCUUCCGAGAGCGACGUUUCAUUUAGGCUGCGUGCUAACAAGCAGCUUGCUUAUUUGGAAAGUAAGAAUUUCAAAGAGCCCUUGGAGAGAACAUGGGUCGCAUUAUUGAAACUGGCUCUAGAUCCUGUGGAGAAGGUAGCACGCAUGGCCCAGAAGCUUGUACGCAGAGUUGAAAUGACAGCUGUUGAUCUGCAAAAUAGUGCUUCCGCAAUGACUGAAAAGAUUGAGAGUGUUUCCAGUUUUGCUAGUAUGGCUAAAGUUGAUUCAUCAUCGCAUGUACAUAGAGAUUCAUUUUCUGGAGCGGAAGCAGACGCCUCCAAUAAUGAGGCUGGUGAUGCAAAUCGAGGUUGA
Cylicocyclus nassatus is the source of this 1551-nucleotide messenger RNA. The record is from the annotation of a GenBank genome assembly. Lineage: Eukaryota; Metazoa; Nematoda; Chromadorea; Rhabditida; Strongylidae.